Messenger RNA from Rotaria socialis, 711 nucleotides. The record is from the annotation of a GenBank genome assembly. Lineage: Eukaryota; Metazoa; Rotifera; Eurotatoria; Philodinida; Philodinidae.
AUGAGCAACAGCAAAAAUAUUCGAAGUAUAUCCGUUAUUACUCAUGCCGAUCAUGAAAAAUCAACAUUCACUGAUUUGUUUGUAUGCAAAUCUGGUAUAAUUGCUUCACAAAAUGGUGAUGAAAUCCGUUGUGCUUAUACAGAAAAAGAUGAACAAGAACGAUCUUAUACAUCUAAAUCAACCUAUGUAUUACUAAACAAAUUUCAACGUAUUGUUGAAAACAUAAUUGGUAUCAUUACUACUUAUGGUGAUGAUAAGGGUCCAAUGGGUGGUUUAAGAAUUGAUCCAACAAGAGUUACAGUUGGUUUCGGUUCUGAUCGUCAUGAGUGGGCUUUUACACUAAAAGAAUUCGCUGAAAUGUAUGCGUCAAAAUUUGAAAUUGUGAUUGAUAAGCUAAUGAAACGAUUGUGGAGCGAUAAUUUCGUUUCACCCAGAGAAAAGAAAUGGUCAAAAACUGGUGAAGAAGGUAAACUAUGUUCAAAAGAAAAAGAAUUAUUGUCGAAGAGAACAUUAGGUUAUAUCCGAGGAUUUUGUCAAUUUGUUCUUGAUCCUAUAUUCAAAAUUUUUAAAGCUACUAUGAGCUAUAGAAUAGAUGAAUAUACACAACUACUUGAAAAAUUCAAUAUAAAAUUACAAGAUAAAGAUUUUAAUGAGUUAGAACAAGAUGAUAGCACUAUUAAAACUUGUAAUGAAACAAUGGUUACCACCUGA